UUAAUGAACGAUUAGGAAAAUUAAAACAAUAAUAACAAUUAAGGCUGAAAUUAUGUGGGAUUAGCUACAUAAAUAAUUUUGUCAUUUAACUCUAGGAGAUAAUUCUGUGUUAAAAUUUUGAAUAUUUGAUAUUAUUUUAUUGUACAUUAUUCUAGGUUCUCCCUCUUUUUCCUUCUCACUCGUUCACAACUUGUUUAUCUCAUUGGAGCAUUUAAUACUCAGACAUGAACAAGGAAAGCUAAAAGCGGGGAAGAAAAAAAUCAACCACACAAUUCUUUGGGCAUUUAAUUUGGAUUAUGACAGAAAGCCUCCAUGAUAUUGGUUCUUAACCCUUGACGCUGAAACCACAGUGAAAGAAGCAAAAAUCAUCAUAAUUUCCUUGCCCUAGAUAGUUCCAUUUUCUGGGCAUUAAUUAAUUAGAUCACUACAUAUGCUUGUCUUGUUCUAGUCCACACUCCCAUCUUCUAGUUUCCUUGCGCUCUACUCCAGGUUAUCUUUAAAAGGCGAAGUAGCCAGUCAUGAUAUGUGCUGAGAGAUCAUAAUUAAAAGUGAAGAUGAGUGGAACUGCUUGCUCCAACAAUGCCAAUGGCUAUGCUGCGGCAGGCCUCAGGUCUAACGGAUACCAUGAUGAAGAGAGCAAGAGGGACAAGUGGUGUUGUUUCCAGAUACCACUGCACUAUCCAAGAUUCAAGAAGAGUGACUACGAGGCCAUGCCUGAAUGGAGAUUGGACUGCUUGCUCAGAGAAUAUGGACUACCCAUCUCUGGAGAUGUUGAUCAAAAGAGAAAGUUUGCCAUGGGAGCCUUUCUUUGGCCUUCAGAUGACUGAAAGCUGCUGCUAAUUAAGUACGUAAAUUGUGAUCAUCAUUUUCUUCAAACAAUACAUAUCAUGUUGAAACUGAUUAGCACCCUAGUUGACAAACAUGAAGCAGUAGCUUUAAGUUGAUGUUUUAUUUCUUAAUUAGAAUAGCUACUACUGUUUGUUCCUUACUAAAUAGUGAUUAAAGAUACUUAUAUUUGGACUGUACCACGUAAUGUUCCAUAUUUAUGUAAUUCAAUUUUGAGUAA
Molecule: messenger RNA, 1066 nt
Organism: Manihot esculenta (cassava)
Lineage: Eukaryota; Viridiplantae; Streptophyta; Magnoliopsida; Malpighiales; Euphorbiaceae
Exons: 1
Coding region: 555-827 (90 amino acids)
Source: RefSeq, a predicted model, not a curated record